UUACAACAUCCCUUUCGGCUGAGGCAACAACAUGGCCGAUAUUGUUUCAUUUUCAGAGAAAGCAUCAGCAAUUCGGACAAUAUCCUGGUCGUGUGAUAACAGAAUAGCAAUAUGCACUGACGAAGGAAUAAAAAGUUUGAUUCUUCAAUGCAAAGUUAACAACAGUGCAAACAAGCCGUUUUUUGUACAGACGGACAUUCCAGUGAAUCCUGAUGUCUGGGACAUUCCAAAGUACACUGACAAACACCAUAAGCAACUGAUGCUGAACCUUUCUAGAGAUGUUUACACAACGCUAAUUGCUGACAAGAUAAUGAACCCAUUCAAGGCUAACCAAGACACUCAACCAAGGACAGGAUAUGCCCUCUGUGAGUGGUCAACUAAUGGUGGGGAUAAACUUGGAAGGUGCAUUCUUGCUACAGUGAGUCAUGACUUUCGGCUUUGUCUUUUCACCCAAGAGAAUUCCUUUUUCAACUGGACAAAGAUAGUAGAGCUGUCCAGUAUUGAGUACAGAGACACCCGACCUCCGGACAACUUGAUGAAGCCUGAAAACUACCAUGCAUUCAAGAAAUGGUGCUACUCAUUUACAUUAUCAGCUAUGAACUGGUAUAGAGAGACUGUACAAGACCCAGACAGCGGCCAAACCUUCUCACUGCUGGCAGUGGGGAACAGGAUAGGGGGCGUGAUUGUAUGGAGGGUCAGGAUGCCAUGUACAGAUGAGUCCGACUGCAGUGUUGUAUACAGAAUGCAUGAUGGCCGCGAGAGAAAAGUGUCAUCUCUGAAGUGGUCAAAACAAGGCUACCUGGCAGUGGGCUAUGUCGACGGUCCAGUCCAUCUGCUUCAGUUUGAUGUAAAACACCCCAAGAAUGCCCCAACCAUGAUAGAGCUCUACACUGACAGUGAUCAACUGGCUGUGGCGGACAUGACAUUUAUUUACAAUGAACAGAUGAACAGACAGUGUCUGCUGGCAGCCAAGGAGCAUUGUCAGCUGGUAUUCAUCUUGGAGUCAGGUUGUGACCCACAUCAGUUGAAGCUGGUGUCCAAGUCACAUGUGUUUGGGGAAAAUCUCUUCCCUUCUACAGGGUUCUACGUGCUGGAUGAAUGUUCAGCUGUAGUAGUUUCCCAGGACAGAAUGUCACAGAAAAUCACCCUGGACUGGGAGAAAUCAGAGGCCUCAAUUUCAACAGUAGACACAAAUGUUGCAGGCAAAAGAGAAUAUAUAUGUGUAGGAGUGGCCCAUUCUGUCAACCAAGCAUUGAUAAUUCAUGUCUUAAGACCCAAGGCUGGCAGUGAUAUACACGCUGCACAGUUCAAAAUGAAAGCGACCAACCUCCAUGUACAGAGUUUCGCAGAUAUUCCACAUGAAAUUACUCCAAAACAGUCUGUUGAUUGUAAGCUGGAGGACACGUCAGAGAAACUUGGUAACUUGCUUGACUCUUUGGAGCUGUUUCGACGAAGUGUUUUAGCCAACUAUCCAGUUGACAUCAGUAUGGAUUGCUCGUCAGUUGAAAAAUUACUGAGCUGUGUACAGUUAAAAAGAUAUGCAGCUGCAGUUCAUCUACAUAAACUGUCUGACAAACUUAGAGGGCAGAUAUUUCCAACACAAAUGAGCCUAGAUGAGGAACAAAAGCAGGACGAGGUUUUCAAGCAGUUCACUACCCAGGUGGUCAUAAUUAACCUGUGUUUGUCACUGGAUAACUACUUAACAUGGAAAACAACACAGCCUCAAACUCAAGCAGAUGGUUCCCAUAUUGUGCAACUUAUGUGUGAAUUCAUACAGGACAACAUUCAGAAUUAUCCUCAAAUAAAACAGGCAUUUCCAGACAUUGAAGAAAAAAUCAAGCAGUUACAAACAGAUACGGCUGCGCAAGAAGACGUCAAAUGUUGUAUUUGUCCAUCAAAUUUAAAACUGGAGAAUAUGGCUUGGGUCUGCCCCAAUGGACAUGUGUAUGUUAUGUGCAGCAAGACUUUGCUGCCUUGUGAAUUCCUGGACUACAAGAUGUGUAACAUCUGCAAGUCCAAUUGCCGACCUGAAAGUGCAGAUGUCCAAUGGCUGGCCGGGGACCCUCUUAGAUGUACAUUCUGUGAAAGCCUCAUGUUUUGUACCUGACAAAUGGUUGGGGACCCUCUUAGAUGUACAUUCUGUGACAGCCUCAUGUUUUGUACCUGACAAAUGGUUGGGGACCCUCUUAGAUGUACAUUCUGUGACAGUCUCUAGUUUGUACCUGACAAAUGGUUGGGGACCCUCUUAGAUGUAUAUUCUGUGACAGUCUCAUGUUUUGUACCUGACAAAUGGUUGGGAACCCUCUUAGAUGUAUAUUCUGUGACAGUCUCAUGUUUUGUACCUGACAAAUGGUUGGGGACCCUCUUAGAUGUACAUUCUGUGACAGUCUCAUGUUUUGUACCUGACAAAUGGUUGGGGACCAUCUUAGAUGUAUAUUCUGUGACAGUCUCAUGUUUUGUACUUGACAAAUGGUAGGGGGCCCUCUUAGAUGUAAUUCUGUGACAGUCUCAUGUCUUGUACCUGACAAAUGGCGUGGGGCCCUCUUAGAUGUUAUUCUGUGACAGUCUCAUGUUUUGUACCUGACAAAUGGUUGGGGACCCACUUAGAUGUAUAUUCUGUGACAGCCUCGUGUUUUGUACUUGACAAAUGGUUGGGUACCCUCUUAGAUGUAUAUUCUGUGACAGUCUCAUGUUUUGUACCUGACAAAUGGCGUGGGGCCCUCUUAGAUGUUAUUCUGUGACAGUCUCAUGUUUUGUACCUGACAAAUGGUUGGGGACCCACUUAGAUGUAUAUUCUGUGACAGUCUCAUGUUUUGUACUUGACAAAUGGUUGGGGACCCACUUAGAUGUAUAUUCUGUGACAGCCUCAUGUUUUGUACCUGACAAAUGGCAGGGGACCCACUUAGAUGUAUAUUCUGUGACAGUCUCAUGUUUUGUACCUGACAAAUGGUUGGGGACCCACUUAGAUGUACAUUCUUUGACAGCCUCAUGUUUUGUACUUGACAAAUGGUUGGAGACCCACUUAGAUGUACAUUCUUUGACAGCCUCAUGUUUUGUACCUGACAAAUGGUUGGGGACCCUCUUAGAUGUACAUUCUGUGACAGUCUCAUGUUUUGUACCUGACAAAUGGUUGGGGACCCUCCUAGAUGUAUAUUCUGUGACAGUCUCAUGUUUUGUACCUGACAAAUGGUUGGGGACCCUCUUAGAUGUACAUUCUGUGACAGCCUCAUAUUUUGUACCUGACAAAUGGUUGGGGACCCUCCCAGAUGUACAUUCUGUGACAGCCUCAUGUUUUGUACCUGACAAAUGGCAGGGGACCCACUUAGAUGUAUAUUCUGUGACAGCCUCAUGUUUUGUACCUGACAAAUGGCAGGGAACCCACUUAGAUGUAUAUUCUGUGACAGCCUCGUGUUUUGUAUUGGACAAAUGACAGGGGACCCACUUAGAUGUACAUUCUGUGACAGCCUCAUAUUUUGUACCUGACAAAUUGCAGGGGACCCACUUAGAUGUAUAUUCUGUGACAGACUCGUGUUUUGUACUUGACAAAUGGCAGGGAACCCACUUAGAUGUAUAUUCUGUGACAGCCUCGUGUUUUGUAUUUGACAAAUGACAGGGGACCCACUUAGAUGUACAUUCUGUGACAGACACAUGUUUGUACCUGACAAAUGGUAGGGGACCCACUUAAAUGUACAUUCUGUGACAGACACAUGUUUGUACCUGACAAAUGGCAGGGGACCCACUUAGAUGUAUAUUCUGUGACAGCCUCAUGUUUUGUACCUGACAAAUGGCAGGGGACCCACUUAGAUGUACAUUUUGUGACAGACUCAUGUUUGCACCUGACAAAUGUAUUUGGAAGAGACUGACUCAUGCUUCAUGUUGUGAUUUUUUAUGCAAUAAAAUAUACAAAAGAUAA
Mya arenaria is the source of this 3913-nucleotide messenger RNA. RefSeq lists its product as uncharacterized. The record is from RefSeq and is a predicted model, not a curated record. Gene Ontology annotation, biological process: transcription initiation at RNA polymerase III promoter. NCBI's taxonomy places the organism in Eukaryota, Metazoa, Mollusca, Bivalvia, Myida, Myidae. Gene Ontology annotation, cellular component: transcription factor TFIIIC complex. The transcript has 20 exons. The coding region runs from base 32 to 2107 and encodes 691 amino acids. Gene Ontology annotation, molecular function: protein binding; histone acetyltransferase activity.